CAGCGGGGGAGUGGGCGGGACUGCGGGCGGGACAGCCCCGUUCCCCAGCGUCCCCCGCGGCAGCAGGCACUGACGUGGCUGCCGUCAGAGCCGCCAUCUUGUGGGAGCGAAACCAACGCCUGCCUCCGAGCAGCAGCUGCGCCGCGGCCGCCGAGGGUUUCUCUGGCCAGUGUUGCUCCCACCAGUCUACAGCAUGGGGAAUAUCUUUGCAAACCUCUUCAAGGGCCUUUUUGGCAAAAAAGAAAUGCGCAUUCUCAUGGUGGGCCUAGAUGCUGCGGGAAAGACCACCAUCCUGUACAAACUGAAGCUGGGUGAAAUCGUGACCACCAUUCCCACUAUAGGCUUCAACGUGGAAACCGUGGAAUACAAGAACAUCAGCUUCACUGUGUGGGACGUGGGUGGCCAGGACAAGAUCCGGCCUCUGUGGCGCCACUACUUCCAGAACACACAAGGUCUCAUCUUCGUGGUUGACAGCAAUGACAGAGAGCGUGUGAAUGAGGCCCGAGAGGAGCUUAUGAGGAUGCUGGCAGAAGACGAGCUCAGGGACGCUGUUCUGCUCGUGUUUGCUAACAAACAGGACCUCCCCAAUGCCAUGAAUGCAGCUGAGAUCACGGACAAGCUGGGUCUGCACUCUCUGCGCCACAGGAACUGGUACAUUCAGGCUACCUGUGCCACCAGCGGGGACGGGCUCUAUGAGGGACUGGACUGGCUGUCCAAUCAGCUCCGGAACCAGAAGUGAGCUGUACUCCUCUCUCCUCCCUUCACACUCCCUCCUUCUGCCCUCGCUUUACUCUCAUGUGGCAAACGUGCCCCUGUGGUGUGAGUGCCAGAAGCUGUCUCCAUGGUCGGUCACAGUGUGCUUCACCAUGCUGUAAAUGUGCAGACGCAGCCUGCAACUGGGUUUUUAUUUAAUGUAAAUAGUUUUUGUUUCCAAUGAGGCAGUUUCUGGUACUCCUAUGCAAUAUUACUCAGCUUUUUUUAUUGUAAAAAGAAAAUCAACCCACUGUUUAGUACUGAGAAGGGAUUUUAGGCACACGGGUCAUCCAGGAGUCGCUGUGUCAGAAAAGCCCGAUGUUCCUCUUCUGGGCUUUACGUCUGUGUUGAGAUCCAUUUUGGUGGUUGGUUUUUAACCCAAACUCAGUGCAUUUUUUAAAAUAGUUACAAAUACAAGAUAAGGAGAACACUUGAACACACAGAAGGGAGAAAUGUGCCUAGUGUAGGUUCUGCAGUAAUGGCCUGAGUCCAGUCCACCAGUGGUCUGUUUCCCGUUGGGAACGUGAAACGGGGCAGAACCAGCUAUGAUCCAUUCUGCAUGGUCACAAUAGGGUCCCUGUGAUUUGCUCUGUCUUGGGUCAUCCCACACCCCAUAGCGUUUGUGCUUGUAUCUGUGCUUACAUGGCUGCCCAGGAGAUGGGCUGGAGGCUGCAGCCACCACUCUCAGACCCCUUGAAGGAACCCCAGCCUUUUCUUGGGUCAGCAUGGGCACUUUGGUUGGAACGCUCUGGUUUGAGCGGGAGCCCUGCAGUCCCCUUGCUUGCCUGCUCCGGGCUCUCUGGGGUCUCACCAGCAGGAGCGCGGGUGGUCAUCCUUGAGCCCCAGCCCCUCGGAGCCCCUGUCUAUGUGUGCUUUCACUCCCUCAGCCUGCAAGGGUCAGAUUUGCCAUCGAAAAAUGAUAACCUCUACUUUUUUCUUUUGUAUUUUGAUAAACACUGAAGAAGCUGGAGCUGUUAAACUUUAUCUUGGGGAAAACCUCAGAACUGGUUUAUUUGGUGUCGUGGAACCUCUUAAUGCUUUCAAUACACAAUUAGUAAUCAACUGUUUUGUAUACUUGUUUUCAGUUUUCAUUUCGACAAACAGGCACUGUAAUUACAGCUAUUAGAAUAAAAUCUCUUAACUAUU
This is a messenger RNA of Orcinus orca (killer whale), 1899 nucleotides long. RefSeq names its product ADP ribosylation factor 1 (gene ARF1). The record is from RefSeq and is a predicted model, not a curated record. Gene Ontology annotation, cellular component: plasma membrane; cytoplasm. The coding region runs from base 194 to 739 and encodes 181 amino acids. Gene Ontology annotation, biological process: intracellular protein transport; vesicle-mediated transport. Gene Ontology annotation, molecular function: GTPase activity; GTP binding. The transcript has 5 exons. Lineage: Eukaryota; Metazoa; Chordata; Mammalia; Artiodactyla; Delphinidae.